UAUCUACGCUAUUAUUCUAAAUAUGUCCAACGAAAUUAAAACUUUAUCUCGUUAUCUCCGCCCCGAGCGUUUCGACGAAGAACCAAGUGCUACCGCGUCUGAUUUAAAAUGGGCCCAUUGGUAUUUUACAUUCAAUAACUUUCUAUCUGAAGAAUGCACCGCUGACACAACAGACUCCGUUAAAUUGAAGCUCCUGGUAAAUCAUCUCUCUCCUACAAUAUUUUCUUAUAUACGUGCAAGCAAAACGUAUGACGAAGCCAUCAGCACUCUAAAGAAAAUAUACGUCAAACCGAAAAACGAAGUCCUUGCCAGACACCUGUUAGCUACGCGAAAACAACGAUCUGACGAGACCGUCAAAGAGUAUGUUCAAGCUCUCAAACUUCUUGCCCAGGAAUGUAAUUUUAAGCAAGUGACUGCAGACGAACACCAAAACGAGUCCAUGCGUGGAGCAUUCAUUGCUGGCAUUAGUUCGCAAAAAAUAAGGGAGAGACUCUUAGAAAAAUUAAACCUGAGCUUAGACGAAGCGGUCAACUUAGCAAUUUCUCUCGAAGAUGCUGGAAUAAACUCCCAAGCAUUCAGCAAUACUCCUAAUACAUCACUAAAUCUUAACGCCUUACCCGAAUCUGAAAACACGGAGAAUGUAGCGGCUUCUACGUCUGCCCCUCAUUAAAGCUCAUCGAGACGACGCUGUUUCUUUUGUGGUGGAAAUGUGCACCAGCGCAUAAAAUGUCCUGCGGCCAACGAAACCUGCCAACUUUGUUCUAAAAAGGGCCAUUUUGCCAACGUGUGCAGAUCCAGGCAACCGCACAGAACAAAUGCUGUAUGGAUGGAUGAUGCUCAACGCGAUGGCACCCUGUCCGCCAUCUCUGCCGCUUCUCCAUGUAGUCUGAGAAAAGCUACCACACCUAUGACAAUUAAUGGAUUUAAAGCUGAAGCUUUGAUAGACACGGGGAGCUCUUUAAGUUUUAUAAACAAAAGUCUGGCUGAGUUACUCAAAUUAAAAAUAAAGCCUUGUCAUUUUACUAUCACUAUGGCAGAACUUAGUCACGUUUUCCAUGUUACAGGCACUUGUUGCGUGAAUAUGCAAAUUGAGAAGCACCAAUACAAACAACAAUCUCUUAUGGUCGCUAACAACCUAUGUGCAGAUGCAAUUAUCGGUCACGACAUUCUGAAAAACCAUUCCUCUGUAGAAGUGGAGUUUGGAGGGCCGCAAGAACCGUUACGGGUUUGUAAUGUCAUGGAAGCGUCGGUUCCGCCAGCAUCCUUGUUUACCAAUCUCUCUCCUCACACAAAGCCUAUUGCGGUCCGGUCCAGGCGCCAUAGUGACGAUGACGAGCUAUUCAUAAAAACUGAAAACUCUAAACUACUCGAAGACGGUAUCAUCGAACACAGUGUAUCUCCCUGGCGGGCACAAGUUCUAAUUGCCGGCGGAGGUCUACAUAAGAAGAGGAUGGUAAUCGAUUAUUCUCAAACGAUUAACAAAUAUACUGAAUUGGAUGCAUUCCCAUUGCCAAAAAUAGAAACAAUUGUCGCAAAAGCAGCACAAUACAAUUAUUUCAGUCAAAUUGACUUAAAAAGUGCUUAUCACCAAGUACCUAUUCUACAAAACGAACGAAUAUACACCGCGUUUGAAGCAAACGGUAAAUUAUAUCAAUUUACCAGGAUUCCCUUCGGGGUCACCAACGGUGUAGCGGCUUUCCAGCGUACUCUGAACUACAUCAUAGAGAAAGAGAACUUAACCGGUACGUUUGCUUAUUUAGACGACGUUACUGUAUGCGGAAAGACAAAAGAAGAGCAUGAUGUCAAUCUGUCCAAAUUUAAGGAAGCCGCCGCCAAGUACAAUCUGACAUUGAAUGAAAACAAAUGUGUAUUUGGUAAGGAAACCAUUAACCUACUUGGCUACACGAUAAAAAAUAAUGCAAUUCAACCUGAUGAAAAUCGACUGAAACCACUGCUUGAUUUACCAGCGCCAGAAAACGCGGCAGCGUUAAAAAGAGUCUUAGGACUUUUCGCUCAUUAUUCCAGAUGGAUAUACAAUUUCUCUGAAAAGAUUAAACCAUUGCUUUCAAUAAAUACAUUUCCGCUUUCUGAAAGUGCAAUGACUUCUUUUAACGAAAUAAAGAAAAACAUAGCAAAGGCCUCCUUGUCGGCUGUUAGCGAAGACGCUAUGUUUACAGUAGAAACUGAUGCUUCUGAAAAUGCGCUAGCAGCUUCUCUCUCUCAAAAUGGCCAACCUGUGGCGUAUUUUUCGCGAUCCUUGAACGACUCAGAAAAGAAACAGUCUUCGAUUGAAAAAGAAGCUGCCGCAAUUGUUGAAUCAUUACGAAAAUGGCGCCAUUACCUCAUUGGCAGGCACUUUCUUUUAAUAACAGAUCAACAGUCGGUGGCGUUCAUGUUUAACCAAAUCCAUUCAAGCAAGAUAAAGAAUGAGAAAAUUGAACGGUGGAGGUUAGAAUUGUCUUGUUUUAAGUAUGACAUAGUUUAUCGUCCUGGCAAGGAAAACACAGUCGCUGAUGCAUUAACCAGAGUAUGUGCGCAUAUGAACACUGACAAUUUAAAAACUUUACAUGACAACCUCUGUCAUCCAGGGAUAGUCCGUAUGAAUCAUUGGGUGCGAUCGAAAAACUUACCUUAUUCUCUUAACGACAUUCGUCAAAUGACUGCCAACUGCAGAGUUUGUGCUGAAAUAAAACCCCGAUACGCAUCCACAAGCGGACAGCUUAUCAAAGCAACGGCUCCCUUAGAGCGACUAAAUAUUGACUUCAAGGGACCACUUCCGUCGAAAUCGCAAAAUAAGUAUAUACUAACUAUAAUAGAUGAGUAUAGCCGUUUUCCUUUUGCUUUUGCAUGUAAAGACAUGACGUCAAGUACUGUUAUCAACUGUCUAAAUGAAAUAUUCUAUAUAUUUGGUACACCUAUGUACAUACAUUCGGAUAGAGGAAUGUCUUUUAUGUCUCAAGAACUUACUCAAUACCUCGUCUCUCUUGGAAUAGCUUGCAGCCGCACUACUCCGUAUAAUCCCCAAGGUAACGGCCAGGUGGAACACCUGAAUUUCACCUUAUGGAGAACCAUUCAGUUGAGUUUGAAAACAAAAGGCCUUGAAAUAGCCGAAUGGGAAAGGGUUCUAUCUCUAAGUUUACACUCUAUACGGUCUUUGUUGUGCACAGCUACUAAUGCUACCCCACAUGAGAGAAUGUUCAGUCACCCUCGAAGAAGUCCUAACGGAGUAUCAUUGCCAGUUUGGCUUACUACCCCAGGACCCAUUCUAAUAAAAAGAAGCGUGCGUAAUUCAAAAUAUGAUCCAGCUGUGGAAGAAGGUCAUCUCCUACAAAGCAACCCAAAUUACUCCUACGUCAGGUACGCCGAUGGAAGAGAAGGUACGAUAUCAAAUAGACAUCUGGCACCAAUCCCUUCAGAUGACGAAUAUUUGUCCAUAUUCUCUGAGGACACUGAUGAUGUGCCUGAGGCCGUGGCUGAGGAACCGUCUGAAGUUGUUACAGAAGAACCGCCUGCGCCUCUUGAUGAUACUGAGCCAACAGAAGUACAAGGGCGGAGAUCACCAGGCACACCUCAAGUCGAAGCUAGGCGCCCGACGCGUGAGCGGCGUCCGCCGGCCUACCUGGGGGACUACCAGACAACUUAGGAGGGGGUGAAUGAUGUGUAU
Molecule: messenger RNA, 3664 nt
Organism: Cydia fagiglandana
Lineage: Eukaryota; Metazoa; Arthropoda; Insecta; Lepidoptera; Tortricidae
Exons: 2
Coding region: 827-3643 (938 amino acids)
Biological process (GO): proteolysis; DNA integration
Molecular function (GO): aspartic-type endopeptidase activity; nucleic acid binding
Source: RefSeq, a predicted model, not a curated record